AUGUCACUCCCUACGCGCCUCCCAGUUCUCUUCCUCACUCUUAUCGCCCUCGCAAUCUCAGCCCUAGCCGCCGACAGUAUCCUCCCCACAUCUGCCUCCAGUACAUUCCCGCAAUGCGGUCUGACGUGCACCGUCCUGACAAACGCGGAGACUUCCUGCGAAGCAGCCGACGCCUCAACCUGGACCUCAUGCUUCUGCCAGUCGGCCCUUCUCACAGGUCUCAAAACGUCCGGCAGCGUCUGUUCCACCUGUAGCGCCGCCGACCAAACCACCCUCUCAACCUGGUACAAUAACUACUGCAACUCCGGCGGGAAGGAUACAACGGACACCGCCGCCACAGGAACCAAUUCUUCACCCGACGCAGCCUCUACAUCUGGUGUCACUAAAUCAGAUUCCACCACCAACACGAACAAAUCCGCCUCCGCCUCCGCCUCAGACGAGAAUCCGUCAUGGUGGAGUUCCCACUGGCGCUGGGUUAUCAUGCUCAUCGUGCUGGUCAUCGGAUUCUCUGCCAUCGCUGUAGUCGGCGUAUGGCUCAAACGCCGCCACGACGCUAGACGGCCCAAUCUCUACCACGGUGGCAGCAGCAGCAUGCUGAGCGCUUCCCUGCCCGUUCCGCACGACGCCGCCUGGGGUCCCGGUCCAGUACCGGUUGUGCAGGCGCAUGGCCUCGGUUCUGACUCUCUGGCUAGUAGCUCGCGCUCUACAAUGGCGAAGACCAGCACUCCCGUCCCCGGGGCUCGGACACGAUUGACGAAGAUCGAACAGGAGUCUGCGGAUGUGGAGAUUCGCCAGGUUUAG
Messenger RNA from Penicillium vulpinum, 801 nucleotides. RefSeq lists its product as uncharacterized. The record is from RefSeq and is a predicted model, not a curated record. Lineage: Eukaryota; Fungi; Ascomycota; Eurotiomycetes; Eurotiales; Aspergillaceae. The coding region runs from base 1 to 801 and encodes 266 amino acids. The transcript has 2 exons.